Cololabis saira (Pacific saury) is the source of this 1090-nucleotide messenger RNA. It is a transcript of the gene mrpl4, whose product is annotated as mitochondrial ribosomal protein L4. The record is from RefSeq and is a predicted model, not a curated record. Gene Ontology annotation, cellular component: ribosome. The coding region runs from base 159 to 1061 and encodes 300 amino acids. Lineage: Eukaryota; Metazoa; Chordata; Actinopteri; Beloniformes; Belonidae. Gene Ontology annotation, biological process: translation. Gene Ontology annotation, molecular function: structural constituent of ribosome. The transcript is spliced from 9 exons.
CCCAACAUGUGACGUCAUCAACAUGCGCCGUCACCAACACGCUGGAGAAAAGCGUUCACGACCUUUCCAGCAUACACAAUCUCAUUAAUAUGUGUUUAUUUAGCUUCUGAGGGACAAUUAAACGCGUGUGUGGGGUUUGGGAGAAAGCCGGAGCAAAAAUGCUUCGACUUCCACUCAUGGUUUUGGGCAGAGGAGUCGCUAAAAGGUUCACGUCUUCGUUCCCCGGGGAGAGCGCUCUCCCUCCAAACCUACUGCUGCCUUCCAACCUGGUGGAUCCUGCCCGGUUAAAACGGCCGCCCCCUGCAGACUCCUCCCUGCCCCUGCUGAGGAAGUGUGACGCCGCCGUCCCGGCUCACCGGAGCCCCGUCCAGACCUGGGUGGAGACUCUGGAGAAGGACAGCGAGCCGCUGGGAGUGACUCAGCUCCACCCCGACGUCUUUGCAGUCCCUCCGAGGCUGGAUAUUCUGUACAGUGUUGAAAUAUGGCAGAGGAAUUACAAAAGAAUUAGCCACGCCAACACAAAGACCCGGGCGGAGGUCCGAGGUGGAGGCAGGAAACCCUGGAACCAGAAAGGAAGUGGAAGAGCUCGCGUUGGAAGCAUCCGAUCACCGCUGUGGAGAGGAGGUGGGGUGGCACACGGGCCGCGUGGGCCGACCAGCUACUACUACAUGUUACCCAUGAAGGUCCGGGUGCAGGGGCUCAAGGUGGCGCUCAGCUCCAAGAUGGCUCAGGACUAUCUUCACAUCGUGGACUCCCUGAACGUCCCCACGCCGGACCCCCAGUACCUGCUGGACCUGAUCAGAGACCGACACUGGGGGGAGUCGGUCCUCAUAGUGGAUGUUGGUGAACAGUUUCCUGAAAACAUCCUUCAGGCCACAGCAGACUUGAAGAAAGUCAACAUCAUUCCAGCUAUCGGUCUGAACGUGCACAGCCUGCUGAAGCACGAGGCCGUGGUCCUCACCCUGGACACGGUCCGGUUCCUGGAGGACAAGCUGCUGUGGCACGACCAGCGCUACUCCCCCCUGUACCCGUACAAACUCCCGUACUCCGACGUCCCGUAGAGCAGCGCUCGCAACACCAACCAUCACCA